Wallemia mellicola CBS 633.66 is the source of this 2323-nucleotide messenger RNA. RefSeq lists its product as hypothetical. Gene Ontology annotation, cellular component: plasma membrane. The record is from RefSeq and is a predicted model, not a curated record. Gene Ontology annotation, biological process: cell adhesion. The coding region runs from base 1494 to 2090 and encodes 198 amino acids. The transcript has 2 exons. Lineage: Eukaryota; Fungi; Basidiomycota; Wallemiomycetes; Wallemiales; Wallemiaceae.
UAAAACCCAGAAAGGCAACCUAUUCAUUCCAUUCUUAAACAAAGUUAGUUUAGAUCGGCAUGUGAAUGAUACACGGGGCAAAUUUUAGUGUGCAUUGUUAUUAGCUCUAUCAUAACGUUUGUUUAUACCACCAAGCAUCGCUUUCAAUAAAUAUUUUGCGUCGAAAUCACCGUCGACAAUGUCUAUAGCUGGCGUUGUGUCGACAAUAUCUCUACAUCCCCCAUCCCUGUUAUGUAUUUCAUUAUCAAGUUCAUGAAGCCAUACUGUAGCUUCUGGAUCGUCACCAAUUUGAAUAAAUUGUAUGCCCACUUGAGAUAUUGGUGCACGCAAUCCAUCUAAUCUUCUAGCUGCAUUUAGAAUGACAGUUUCUACAUCAUCUUCUGCCGUACCAUCUGUUACAACAAUGAUAUUCAAUGGCCUCAUUUUUCCGCCUGAGCUGGUUACUCUCUCAUAUUCAUUCAAAUAAUCAAGUAGGAUUUCUUCCAAACGAGUACCAGUUGGGGUACUUCCACAAGGUUGGACACUAUCAAAGAGUGAUUUUAAAUUGUUUACGUUUUGGACAUUCUGAGCUGUUGCUGGAUUGUUUAAGAAAUAGACAUCUAUAAAGUUAUUAAGGUACGCCAAUGGAAUUUAUAAGACCCACCUAUCCCAUCUGGAUCAUAGUUAAUAGCGAUCUCUAAAAGACCAGCUAAUGCAGACAACAUGGAGCGCCAUAGACCUCCAGCCAUGGAGCCACUAUCGUCCACCAGGAAGCAAGUGUCAAAACGAGAAAGAAAUAGUAGGGGAUCUUCUGACCUUCCUUCGAGACCUUUUCUUGCAUCAUGUAACCAAUCACCACCCAGUGAAUUACCCCUCGGUGGGGGGUGAUCCGGUGGUGCAUACCCGCUACUAGUUGGUAUACUAGCUACGGGGAAUGACGUCUGUGUGGGACUCGUGUAUAAAUUCUGUUGGGAGUGUUGUUGUUGUUCAUAUGGUGUGUAUGCUGGUGGGGGUAUUGAUUCGCCUUGAAUAUCAUUAAAUGGUUGAACUUCUGGUUCAUUAUUGUAAUAAUUAUCUCUAGUUGACAUUCUCCUAAGAUGACGCAAAAUUGUCAUGGAUGUGAUUGAUUAAGAUGUGGCAGUGCAGAAGUGGAGGCAUCUUUGUUUAAAAUUGCAGAUAAAUUAGCUGUUAUACAGACCAUAAUCUGAGACUUAUACUGAAACUACUACCCGCAUUGGGAGACCAGAAAGUGAAACUUGCCCGCGUACCCGGGAUGACCGUGGAGAAACAUAACUGCCAGACGGUAAAAUAACGCGUAAAAGGCGAAACUUACACGUUAGAAUAAAAUAUAUAGAGUAAAUUUGACCCAUUUUACGCGCUAUAUUUUCUCGCCACACUCUUUUAUAAUCACAUCCAAGAACGCAUUGCCGAAUUCGUCUAAUAAAAAGAAAAAUAAGAUAAUUGAUAAUCAAUCAUCGACGAAUUAAAUCAAUUUUCAGUAAAUACAUCUUUAAAUGCAACGGCGACCUCUAAAGGAAAUACCAAUACGUAAAAUAGCAAGUUCGCCUCUAUCACGCCAAUUAGUACAGCGUACACCCAAACAAGUACAAUCUGAAGGCUCGAUAGUUUCACCAAGGAGUCCAAAUCCUGGUACAACUAGUGUAGACAGCUGGACUAUAUUCCAGGAUGAUGAUCGCAUUGGGAGUGAUGUAGAUAAUCAAUCAACAGAGGACAAACUUGACGUAAAUUCACCUGAGCAACUCAGUGAUGAUGGUGAAGAAAUAGAAAUCGUAGAUGAGAAUGAUAAUCCUCCGGUAUUUCCUUCGUUUAAGAGCCCAAUGCGCAGACCACCGUUGUUACCAUACCGAUUGAGUUCUACUCCAAGUUUAGUUAGAUCUUCUCAAUCAUAUUCAUUAGAGCCAGCUUUAGAGGAUGAAGAAGAUGGUGAGACACCAAAAUACAACAACAAGCGUAAAACACCUUUCAAUACACCUCAAUCUGCUUCAAAGGCUCAUGGCAAGCGGAUGCUCGAAUGCGAGGACGAAUUCGACAGCCCAAUGUCAAGAAUGCUCACAAGCGCGAGCAAGAAGAGAAGAUUACUUGAUUCAUAAUACACACGCUGAAUCAAAAUGUAACAUAAUGUACUACAAACAUGCCCUGGAUUUCACAACUUACCUUCUCCUUUCGUUUUCAAUCUCAUUUUAUCUGUAAUAGGACACUGUAUUCUUUCUUUCUAUUUACUCAAUGAAUGUAAUAAUUAUUCUUUAUUGCUUGAUUUGUCAAUGUUACGUUGGUCUAGUAUGAGAUGCAAAGGUUUGUAAAUGUUAUCCUUUUGGUAAUUUGC